AAAAUUUAAACUUAAAAAAUCUUAGAAAAUUAAUAAACUUGAAAUAUUCAUUUAUUAUUUAUACUUAUUACUACAAUUAGACUUAAACACAUAAUUAAAAGGCUUUUAUUAGCUCAUAACCUCUCACUACAUUUAAAAAUCUCUUUAUUUGGGGCCAUUUCCCAUGGAUUAACCCCAUUUUAACCCUUCCCUCCCCAGAUGAUGCAAAGGUAUGGCCCCCUCCCCCCAUCCCUAAGGAAUCCUUUUCCCACGGGAUUCCCGGGGAAUUUUAACGGGAUUUGAGUUUUCCCUCGGCAGCUAUGGCACCUACCCCGCCCCCCCUGCCAGAGCUACUCAUGGUGGGGCGGGGAGCAGGGCUACUCCCAGCAGAGCUACAGCGGCUACGGCCAGGGCUCAGACAUGGGCUUGGGCUACAGCCAGGGUGGCUACAGUGGCUCCUACGGCCAGAACUAGAGCGUUACGGCAGCGGCUUUGGCAGCUCCAGCUAUGGCCAAGCCCUGAGCAGGGGCCACAGCCAGCAAAGCUAUGACCAGCAGUCGUCCUACAACCCACCCCCUCCCCUGAGCUACAGCCAGCAGGGCCAGUACAGCUCUGGUAGCUUUGGCAGCUAUUCCCAGCAUGGCUUAGUGCUGAGCUCUGGGGGGUUCCAGGAGCCAGGCGAGACCUUCAGCUCCCGGGGUGGCUUCGUGCGCAGGCGCAGCCACAGGAACCGUGGGGCCAUGGGGUGAGUGCGGGAGCCUCCAAGUUGCUGAGGAUGUCAGCAGCCCCCACUGAGGCCAUCCCUGCCCAGAGACCGUGGGGGAAUGGGCAGACAAGGAGAGCGUCCCUGGGGCUGGGGAAGCAGAACUCAGAGGCACCAGGGGCUCCAGGUGGGAAAUGGAGUGUGGAAUGGGGCUGUGA
Molecule: messenger RNA, 900 nt
Organism: Parus major (Great Tit)
Lineage: Eukaryota; Metazoa; Chordata; Aves; Passeriformes; Paridae
Product: RNA-binding protein FUS
Exons: 3
Coding region: 300-728 (142 amino acids)
Source: RefSeq, a predicted model, not a curated record